UUUCCUGUAGUAGAGAGGUGGCAAGAUGGCGGCGGAGCCUAUUAAGACCGAAAUUCUCACCAUUUUUAAAAGGCUGAGAUCAGUUGCAACAAAUAAGGCUUGUUUUGACUGUGCUGCUAAAAACCCAAGUUGGGCAAGUAUUCCAUAUGGAGUCUUUCUUUGCAUUGACUGCUCUGGGAUCCACCGCUCAUUAGGGGUCCAUCUUAGCUUCAUAAGAUCCACUGAACUGGACUCCAACUGGAACUGGUUUCAGCUGCGAUGUAUGCAGGUUGGAGGAAAUGCCAAUGCUAUGGCAUUUUUCCGGCAACAUGGAUGCACCACAAAUGACACCAAUGCGAAGUACAACAGUCGCGCUGCACAGAUGUAUCGGGAGAAGAUUCGUCAGCAGGCCAAUGCUGCUCUUUCAAAAUAUGGGAGUGAGCUGUGGAUUGAUGCAUCAGCAAACACACAGACUCCAGCACCUGAAAAGAAAGAGGCUGAUUUCUUUGAAGAGCAUUCUCAGCCCACCAAUUCCUGGGAGAUGGCUUCUCCUGCUUUGUCAGAACAGAAUGGAGCGGACACGGCAGUCAGUCAUGUACUGGAGCAAGAGGGCCCUAAAGACCCAGAAAGAGCCAAUACCCAACCAGACGUUGGUCCAAGCAUUGAAGGUCUCGCCAUUGAUCCCAAAGCAAGCAUUGAUGACUCAAUGCGUUUGGCGUCUGAUGAGCCACACCAGUCCAAAGAUGUGAAAUCAUCACUCAUUGGAAAGAAGAAGCCUACAACAACAAAGAAAGGGCUUGGAACCAGGAAGGGCCUGGGGGCCCAGAAGGUGAGCAGUAAGAGCUUCACAGAGGUGGAGAAACAAGCCCAGGUGGCGGAGAAGCUCCGAGAGGAGCAGCAGGCCGAGGCUAAGAAGCAGGCCGACGAGUCCAUUGUGGCCUCCAUGCGCUUGGCGUACAAGGAGCUGGAGAUUGACAGGAAAAUAGAGGAGAAGAAAAUCCAAAACCUGGAAGGAAAGAAGAAAGAGCAGGCUGAAAGACUGGGCAUGGGCUUCGGCCAAAGGAGCGCGGUGUCCCAUUCUGUGAUGUCGGACAUGCAGGUGAUUGAGCAGGAGACCCCAGUCGGAGCCAAGUCCUCUCCACGAUCUAAGCUGGACAUGUUCGAAGAGCCAGGGUUCACAUCUGGACCUCCCAAAUACAAAGACAACCCGUUCACUGCGGGCGAUGCAUUCUCCUCACGCUGGGACUCUGAUACAGGCUCCUCAUCCUUCACCUCCUCCUGGGCUCUGGAGAAGGAGGAACCCAAGGAGAGUGAAGUCACCAUAUCUAGCAUCCAACCUAUUGGAGAGAGGUUGCCCAGUCGACGAAAGCCUGAGGCAGCGGCCCCAGUGGCAGAGUCCAGUGAGGCCCGGCAGAAGUUCGCCAACGCCAAGGCCAUUUCCUCUGACAUGUUCUUCGGACGGGAGGCCAAUGCCGAGUAUGAAGUGAAGACACGGCUGGAGGGCAUGUCCGCAAGCACAUCCAUCAGCUCGGCUGAGCUGUUUGGGGACGGGAGUAGCCACCCACCCGCAGGUGCAGCAGGCUUUGACAGUGUGCUCCCCUCUGGACCUGACAUCGCUCAGUUUAAACAGGGUGUGAAAACAGUUGCUGGAAAGAUGGCUGUUCUGGCCAAUGGAGUCAUGAACACCAUACAGGAUCGUUACGGAUCCUACUGAAAGGAGAGAGAAAGCUUCUGCUGAAAGCCCCACAAUGCUGACUGCCAGAUCUCAUGUGUUCAUUCAGACAGAGGGCGCAAGAGCAAGAGACAUUAAAGAGCACUAGGCACGGGAUGAUGACUAUAUCGACUCCCCCAGUCUGCCUGUCCUGACCUCUGUAGACAUUAACAGACAUUCAGACAGUAUUUUUUUUCUCACUCAGAGACUUUUAUUUUUCAGCAGGAAGCACUGAGGGUGGGGAACUUCUCGUUUUCUUCUCGUUAAGGCUUAUACGCCCCACGUCUCUUAUUUUUGGUCUCUAUUUCAAACAUUGGUUUUUUUUCUCUUUUUUUCUUAUGUAUUCUGUAAGAAAGGUAUAUCCAAGCCCUUUGUUUAGCAGAGCCAUGUUCUCAUGGGUUUAAAACCGUAUCAUGUUGUUAAUGGACAGAGCAGUGCUACAGUAUGCCUCACUAGGAAAGGGAACUGCAAUCCACUUUUGUUUUUUUAAACAUAAUUUAUAGGUUUUCCACUGUAUUUUCUGUUUGUCAGUUUGCCAUUUUAGUAAUACAACUGACUAAAAUGCCUGAAUAUUAAAUAGUACAUGGGUGAUCUUGGUAAGUGAUCAGUUGCAAUGAUGGAUUUACAGUGAUCUACAUCGGUAGGAGGUCAGUAGUUUAUAUGCAAUAUGACAUCUUCCUGAUGGAUGGCUGGAGCGAUUGUCAUUGAAUGGAGAAGGUCUGGGGAGAAUCUGCUAGUGCUGACUCUUAUUUUCUUUUUGAAAAUGUACUUAGUGUUUGUCUCCCCCCACCCCCUCUUAGUAAGGCAGGUAUUGUGCUGUUGGUCCAGAGGGAGUCCGCUCUCACUGCGGACAUAAGUGGGGUGAAAGACAUGUGACCGUAGUCUGAUGGAGAGCUCGUGUCCUGGAGAUAAUCUGCAUUGUCAUGGCAAACACACUCAUUCUGCCUGGACCACAACACUUUGCAUUUUUAUUCAUGCAACUGUAAUUCUGUUUCUUGGAGCAACUCCUCUUCUGUACGCACUCAAACCCAAAAAGGUUUUAAAGACGAGUGAAAGAGUAACGCAGACUGAAUGACUAACUAGUGCAAGGCUCCGAGUUAUUAACAUUUUCUGCAUCAAGCAAGCACACACAUUUUACAAAAUGGUUUUAAUAGAAGAAUACCAAACCAUGUGGCGAAAAAGUCCUCUGAUCAUUUUAUGCAUGUAAAAUGAUUUCUGCUUUCAAAAUGAAAGAUGUUUUUAUUCUUUGCGUUCAACUAAUAUAUAUUUUUCUUUUGGAUUCUGCCUGACUGUCACGGGGAAGGAAGUAAAGUGUUUAUAUUUUAAAUUUCUCCCAAAUGUUCCAGACAGACCUGCCUGUCUGUGUUUACCCCCCCCAGAUUAAAAACAAAGUGACAAUUCCAGACUGCCCUUUAAAGAUUUUAAAUAUUUAUUGUAAGCACUCAAAACACAGAUAACAAAAUUUGUGUCAAUAAAGUUUAAAAUCCUUCUCCA
Alosa alosa (allis shad) is the source of this 3184-nucleotide messenger RNA. RefSeq names its product ADP-ribosylation factor GTPase activating protein 2 (gene arfgap2). The transcript has 17 exons. The coding region runs from base 26 to 1693 and encodes 555 amino acids. The record is from RefSeq and is a predicted model, not a curated record. Gene Ontology annotation, molecular function: GTPase activator activity. Gene Ontology annotation, biological process: COPI coating of Golgi vesicle. NCBI's taxonomy places the organism in Eukaryota, Metazoa, Chordata, Actinopteri, Clupeiformes, Clupeidae.